UGUCUACCUAUGUAUUCCAACAGAAUAGUAAGAACUAAAGUAUCCCAUGACUUUCAAAAUACAUGUGUAAAAUAUUUUAAUUGAUUUUCUAGUCUUCAGGUUUUAAAAGAUAACAAUUUCACACAUAAACUGGAUCUAUCUCACCAUGUAGAAUUACAGCUGACAAUUUUAGUACUGCUAAAACUUAUACACCAGCAUAAGCUUCUAAUGAUAAAGGAGUAAGUUUAUAUUAUAAAUCUACAGCUCAAAAAAGUACAAAUAGAAGCAUUUAUUUCAGAAAUUGAAAAACUUAAUGAUGUUCUUAAAAAAAAAGUGAAUUUGAUUAAUGAGCUUACCAUGAAAUUAAAUUCAAGUGAGUCUCAUCUCCAAGAAAAGAGAGAAGAAUAAUAAAAUAUAAAAACUUCAUAUUUACAAUAAAUAGAAGAGCAGUAAUAAAAGAUUUAAGAGUUGUUGCUAACGAAUCAAUAGCUUAAAGAGACAAAUAUUUAAUAACAAUAAGAGUUAGAAAAUCUAUUUCUGCAGAUAGAAUAAUAUAAUAAAGAAUCCCAAAAAUUAAAAGAAACUCUUAAAAAUUCAUAAACUAUUCACAACGAACAUGAAACUAAACAAUUAAAAGUCGAACUCAAUAAUUAAAAAUAAGAAAUUACUCGUUUACAAAUUUAACUCCUUGAAGAAAAAAAAGAGUCAAACUAAUUAAAACUAUAAGUUGAAGAACUUAAUAAUUUAUCUCAAAUUAAACUUUUAGAAAAAUCAUUAAAUGAUUAACAAACCACUAUUGAUAAUCAAAAAUAAUGUAUAGCUUAACUUAGAAAAACUAUUAAUUUACUUGAAUAGAAUAUUUCUGAUUAAUUUACAAGUGAAAAUUAAUAUAAUCAACUUGUCAAUUCUUUUAAUUCUUAUAAAGAACAACAAAAAGAAUCUGAUGCUAAGUUUAAUAAAAUUUUAAAAAGCAAGGAAUAAGAAAUUAUGGAUCUAAAAGACAAUUUUUAAAGUUAAUAGGUCCAAUUAGAAUAAUCUAAUCUUUUAGUAAUUUCCUAAUAAAAUUAAAUUGACAAAUUGAAAAAUAUGAUGAAAUUAAAAAUAGAGGAUUUUGAUAUCAAGAAAUUUGAAAAUGAUCCAAUAUUUUAGAAACCUCUAAAUUAAUAUAAUAAAAUUUAUAGUAAAAAAAUAAAUAAAGAUCAUAUAGGAACUCCAUAAAAUCAUGCUUCAUAACAUUAGUAACUAAAUUUUAUUGUAUUUUAUUUGUUUUAUAAAUCUUAGAAAGAAUAAUGUAGACAUAUUCCAAUGUCAAGUUAUAAUUUUGAGAAAGAAUUAUAAUCUUACAAAAAUAAAAUGAAUAGUCCAUCGAAUAUAAAGUUAAGAUAAGAAAUAAAAGAAGGAAAUUUAAAUAAAAAAGUGUUUUGA
Molecule: messenger RNA, 1404 nt
Organism: Paramecium sonneborni
Lineage: Eukaryota; Ciliophora; Oligohymenophorea; Peniculida; Parameciidae
Source: the annotation of a GenBank genome assembly